ACGGUCACCAAAUAGUAAGACCGCAUAUAAACCACCAGACCACUGUACCCAGGUGGAGGCUAACUCGCCAUGGGUAAUUCGCCAUGCGACGGCGGUUAACGGGUUAGCCUGCAACUGUUCAAAGGCUUUAUCAAUGUGUCAUUGCUACAUUACGAACUGGAUUUCCAUAUCUCUGAAUUAAUCUUCCAAAAUUCUGAUCCAGAAACAUUAUACAGUGAUAGGACUAUAAACAAUUAUUCAAGAUGUCUGCAAAAGUUUUUGAUUUACAACUGUUGCUUGGAAGAGAAAAUAUAAUGGGGAAUAAACCGAAAGUCAUGCUCGAAUCUUUGGAAAUGUCAGGAAAAAAUAUUUAUGUUGGAGCUAAUGACGGAUCUUUAUAUCAUUUUUUAUUGCUGGAAGAUGUUGUUCAGAGCAAUGCGAACAAUUCAGCAUCAUCACCAUUUCUCCAGGCACAGAAACGAGUUUCAACAAAGAAACCCAUUUUACAAAUCAAAGUUGCCACUGAAUUAAAAAGUUUGUUGAUCAAUUCAGAUGGUUUGAUUCAAGUGUACAGUAUGUUGGAUUUAGCACCUUCAUCUGCUUCAAUUUUUAGUAAAAUAAAAAAUGUAAGUAGGUUUUAUGUCAAUGAUCAUCCUGUCCAUGCCAACCCAUUUACAGUUGAAGUUUGCGUCUCCUUCAUAAAGAAGAAGACUGUUCAGCUCUUCCAAGUUCAAGAAGAUAACAUUGUAUCUUUGAAAGAAAUAUCAUUACCGGAACAUCCUCGAAGCCUUGCUCUUGAUGGUCAUUUUAUGUGCGUGGGAACAAGCUCAGGUUAUUUUAUGUUGAACAUGGACUCUAAUGCACGACAAGAGUUGUUACCUGCUGGCGAAAACAAGCUAUUUGUUCAUCGUGUUGCGCCAGCUGAGUUUCUUCUUACUGCUCCAAAUGCUCUCGGAGUUUUUGUUACAUCCGCCGGAAUCUCUCAACGUGCUCCUCUUCAAUGGUCGACAGCAGUACGACAAGCAUGUUUUAUACAUCCAUAUGUAGUUGCAAUGGAUGAUGAAUUUAUCACUAUCCAUAGUAUUGUUGAUCAGCAACAAAAACAGACUAUACCAUUUCAAGGUGGUCUAACCAUGUUAAAAAGUGGUGGGAAGGUUCUUGUUUGUACCACAAAAGACAUAUUUGCUCUUAAUCUUAUUCCAUUUGACAAACAAAUUGCUGAUUUAUUAAAUGAAAAAAGAGUCGAACAAGCUAUGGAACUAGCGAAAGAAUGUCGAAAAUGUGUACCUAGACAACAAUUUUAUGAGAUGAUGCAGACAACAUACAGAAAGGCUGGAUUUGUGCAUUUUAAAGAACUUAAGUUCGAAGAAGCGGAAGCCAUGUUUGACGAUGGAAAAAUAGAUAUUAGAGAAAUUAUUUCCUUAUAUCCUACAGUACUUCCUAUUGACUCAAAUUUUGUUCGUAAUGUCCCACCUUAUCAUGACAUAGCCAAUGUUAUUGAGAUGUGUUCCAGAUCUGACGAUUACAUUGCAAGGUGCUAUAAUUUUUUAGCGUCUUACUUACUCAAGUGCUCACUUGUACCAAGAUUGUCGAAUGACGAAAACAGAGAAUCCAAUCCAUUUGGUGAGAAAACUUUGCAAGAAAAUUCUCAAUAUCGUAGUGAUAUUUUUCGUUCUACCAUAAAGGUGUUUGCUAAGCAGCAUAUGACAGAUGACAUACUAUUACUUCUUCAAGGAGAGCAUGAACCUGUAUCAAAGUCUGUUAUACAACGAUCUUCAUUUUUUUAUGAGUUCAAGGAUUACGCUGAAGAAAUUUGUGAAGUCUUAGAUGUAUAUCAUUGCUUCCAUGCCAAAGCUAUGAAUUACCUUUUGAAUGAUGAUCUGGAUAGUGCAAUGAAUGAAUGGAAAGAAUUGUCAGAAGGUUUGAAGAUAGAUGUUGAUUUCCCAAGCCUGUCAUUUGUAGCUGAAAUGCUUGGCCGAUUUUGUACGAAUAUAAACCAAUUAUGGAAACAUGGUGAGUGGAUUCUGAGUCUUGACCAAGAUGUAGGAGUUUCGAUAUUUACGAAGCAUACUCCACAGUUCAGUGAUAAUUUGAUGGCGACUGAGUCAUCAAAAUUGGGAUUAAAAGCAGAUGACAUUAUUGAUUUCCUUCAUCAUUAUCCCGGUCCUGUAGUAAGUUACUUAGAACAUUUGGUGUUUGUUUGCAGGAUACAAAAAGAAAAGUAUCACACUCAUCUUGCAGUUCUUUACCUGGAUACUGUUUUGAAAUUAAAAGAACAAUCAGUAGAUGAGGAAUCUUUGGUUGCUGCGAGGCAGAGAUUACAAACACUUUUGAAAGUCUCAAAUAUGUACAGAAUAUCAUUGAUACUUAGUAAAGUGAGAGAUACUGACUUGCACGCAGAAAGUGUUAUUUUACAUGGAAAAUUGGGUGAACAUCAGAAGGCUCUUGAUUUACUUGUUAAUCGAAUGAAGGACCAAACGGCUGCCGAAGAAUAUUGCAUGGAACAAAGCACCGAUCAUGAAAGCAGAAAGUUAUUAUUUCAAAAUUUACUUUCUGUUUAUCUAUCAAAAGUUUCAUUGGAUUCAAAGACUGGCAAAUCCGCAAUGGCUGUUGUUGAUAUUUUAAACAAGCAUGCUGAGUAUUAUGAUGCUCAAAGAGUAUUAAAUUUGCUUCCAAAAGCUUGGUCAAUAUCACAACUCCAACAGUUUUUGAGUCGCACUGUACGACUGCGGAUGUACAAUCUACAUACAAGUCAUUUGCAGCUGAUGCUCGAGAAAUGUGAAAAUAACAGCACCAAAAAAGUAAAUGUGAAUCUGAUGAACACUAGCGUUCGCAUUUCGGAAGACAAAAUUUGUCAAGUGUGCAAUAGGCUGUUUCAAGAUUCUGAUUGUGUAUUAUAUCCCAAUGGUGUUGCAGUUCAUACCCACUGUGGAAGUAAUAAGUAUGUUUGUCCUGUAACUGGCCAGUUAUUUAAAACUCUUCCAAUUCCUAAGCACUAAUCCACGAGUUAAAAGUAAAUAUAUAUCCACUAAUUUAAUUAAUAUUUAUCUACAUAAUUUUGUAGGGCCAUCUCAUCAAGUUCAAUUCAUUCAAGUUGUAAUAUAUUUAUAUUAUAAACAAAUAGCAGCAAAUCAUACUUCACAACAGAUCUUU
Messenger RNA from Styela clava, 3132 nucleotides. RefSeq names its product transforming growth factor-beta receptor-associated protein 1-like. Gene Ontology annotation, biological process: vesicle-mediated transport; intracellular protein transport; autophagy. Gene Ontology annotation, cellular component: cytoplasm; membrane. Lineage: Eukaryota; Metazoa; Chordata; Ascidiacea; Stolidobranchia; Styelidae. The record is from RefSeq and is a predicted model, not a curated record.